Messenger RNA from Paramuricea clavata, 741 nucleotides. The record is from the annotation of a GenBank genome assembly. NCBI's taxonomy places the organism in Eukaryota, Metazoa, Cnidaria, Anthozoa, Malacalcyonacea, Plexauridae.
AUGGAGCUUGUGGACAUGAGCAAGUUCAGCUACAAGAAUAAGGGAAACCGUUGGAUUUUGACUGCCACAGAAGUUCUGAGUCGGUAUGCCUUUGCUGUUCCCGUCAGGCGAAAAAAUACCGAAAGUAUGACGAAAGCUGUUGAAAAGGUACUCGCACAAUUUAAGGAAAGGUUUGACGGAUAUCCGAAAGCAACACAAUUCGACGACGGAAAGGAAUUCUACAAUGUAGGAGUAAAGACAUUGUUAAAGGAUCACGAUGUCCAUUACUUUUCCACGAGAACCUUCCAGAAAGCUACACUCAUCGAGAGAUUUAAUAGGACCCUGAAAACAAGAAUGUGGAAAUAUUUUACGGAAAACAAUACGAAAGUUUGGGUGGACGUUCUACCUGCCUUCGUUAAAUCCUAUAAUAAUUCCUUGCACAGGACGAUCGGGAUGAAACCGGCGGAUGUGAACAAGGACGAAGUUUGGACAAGGGUUUAUGGAUAUCCACUGGACAGUUUUCCGAAACCCAAGUUCAAAAUCGGGGAUCAAGUCAGGGUGGAGAUAAAACAUAAAACGUUUGGAAAAGGAUACGAACCAAAUUUCGACAACGAGAUGUACGUCAUCACGGCGGUGUUUCGGGGAGAUCCCGACAUGUACAGCCUUAAGGAUCCGGAGGAUGGGGAAGACAUUUUAGGAAGAUAUUACGAACAGGAAUUAUCUUUAGACUUAAAUAAAAAUGGAAACAGUGGAGAUGAAUGA